AUGCGUUGUCUAGUCGUGGUGCUUUUGUGCUAUAUUUAUUUAGCCGAGAGCAAAACUAAUACAAAAUCUCUAACCGAAUCUAUGGGACAAGAAGUUAUCGAAAUCGGAGCACCAGUUAAAGAUUUGCCAGCCGACUUGGACGAAGAGCCGUCGGUGGAAAAUGAGGACUCCACGUCUACGACGAUACAAGUAGCAACCAAAAAGGAUACACGGCGGAUAUUGGAAACAGUGAACAAAAGGAAAGACGUAGACGACAUCGACAAACAAGAUGACGAGGAAACAAGAAUUGAGAAGGAAUUAGCCGAAAUGUAUAAGGACUCUUCAGAUUAUACAUCGGACAGCAGUGAAGUGAAAGAAAAGUUGAAUUCUACCGAAGUCUCUACUAUAUAUACCGAUAAUUCGACUAAUUUUGAGGAGAAACCAGUGGCAAGAGUGCGAGCUAAUUUCCAAUUCCAACCGAACGCCAACAAUCCUAAGGAGAUCGAAAAAUUCAGAACAUCUGUGGACGAGAUUAAUUGCGAACGAAAUAAGUUGACAGCGACUACGUAUUCACCCAAUGCUGCAAUACGCGCCGCCAUCAACACAAGUUUCCUUUACCUUAUUACACUAUUGACAAACUGA
Molecule: messenger RNA, 621 nt
Organism: Leptosia nina
Lineage: Eukaryota; Metazoa; Arthropoda; Insecta; Lepidoptera; Pieridae
Source: the annotation of a GenBank genome assembly